Messenger RNA from Pieris napi, 3067 nucleotides. RefSeq names its product transcription factor collier (gene kn). NCBI's taxonomy places the organism in Eukaryota, Metazoa, Arthropoda, Insecta, Lepidoptera, Pieridae. Gene Ontology annotation, biological process: regulation of transcription by RNA polymerase II. Bases 513 to 2072 code for a protein of 519 amino acids. Gene Ontology annotation, molecular function: RNA polymerase II cis-regulatory region sequence-specific DNA binding; DNA-binding transcription factor activity, RNA polymerase II-specific. The transcript is spliced from 15 exons. The record is from RefSeq and is a predicted model, not a curated record.
UCGUGCACUCGGCGGCGCGCUCCCGCGACGCUUGUUAGUGUUCCGCAAAUUCACAACGGGAUCGCCCGUACAACCGGGACUCUAUCCCUUAGCGAUAACCGCCGCGGUACUUAGAACUUUUAGAAUUUAUUUAAAAUCUUGAAUUACAUUUAGAUCUUUGAAUUCUUCUAUUUUGCUAAUUAUUUCCUACUGAAAUUCUAGUGAUUAAAUUUGUGUUUUAAAAUGCAGCGGACAUUGAGAUAGAUAUAAUAUUUGUGUGCAAAUAAAAAAAGUUGUAAAAGUAGAAAAAAAAGAACGCCGUUUCGUGUUAAAGUUCGUAAUUUUCCGCGUGUGUUCGUGCGCUCUCGGGCGCCCGAUCGGGUGUCCGGUCGUGAUUCGCGAUUCGGUCGGACGAGUUAAACGCGGCGGCGGGCGGGUACACUGGCUCGCCGUGGCCGCCGCUGGAACUAGAUCCCGUGGGAUGGGGACGAAAACUGUACCCUUCAGGCGCGCCGAGGUCCUCCGGUGGACUUAUGUUCGGCCUACAUCACCAAGAGGCUGCAGGGGUACAUACACAGCCUCGAGGACCUGUCACAUCGCUCAAAGAAGAGCCGCUCACGCGAGCGUGGAUGACACCCAGCUCCUUAGUUGACAAUACCAAUAGCGUGGGUGUUGGUCGAGCGCACUUCGAGAAGCAACCUCCUAGCAACCUGCGCAAGAGCAACUUCUUCCAUUUCGUGGUCGCGUUGUAUGAUCGGGCGGGACAACCAAUCGAGAUUGAGCGCACUGCUUUCAUAGGCUUUAUAGAAAAGGAUCAAGAAGCCGAAGGACAAAAAACAAACAACGGGAUUCAAUAUAGGCUUCAAUUGCUUUAUGCAAAUGGCAUCAGACAGGAACAGGAUAUAUUCGUUCGGCUCAUAGACUCCGUUACCAAACAGCCCAUCGUCUAUGAAGGACAGGACAAGAAUCCAGAGAUGUGCAGGGUUUUGCUGACACACGAAGUUAUGUGCAGUCGUUGCUGUGAUAAGAAGAGUUGUGGAAAUAGAAAUGAAACACCAUCAGAUCCUGUUAUAAUAGACCGAUUUUUUCUAAAGUUCUUCUUGAAAUGCAAUCAGAACUGUUUAAAGAAUGCUGGCAAUCCUCGGGAUAUGAGAAGAUUUCAGGUGGUGAUAUCAACACAGGUGAUGGUAGACGGCCCGCUAUUAGCAAUAUCAGAUAAUAUGUUUGUUCAUAAUAACAGCAAACAUGGCCGCCGAGCGAAACGGCUAGACCCUACAGAAGGUACAGAAGCUGCAAUCGAACCUACUUCGGGAUUAUAUCCACCGUUGCCAGUAGCAACGCCAUGCAUCAAAGCAAUAUCUCCAAGUGAAGGAUGGACAUCGGGAGGUUCGACCGUUAUCAUAGUGGGCGACAAUUUCUUCGAUGGCCUUCAAGUAGUAUUUGGCACUAUGCUGGUGUGGAGUGAGUUGAUAACAUCACAUGCGAUUCGAGUACAGACACCGCCGAGACAUAUUCCAGGUGUUGUAGAAGUAACGUUGUCCUAUAAGAGUAAACAGUUCUGCAAAGGUGCACCUGGAAGAUUCGUUUAUGUUUCAGCACUCAACGAGCCCACGAUAGAUUACGGAUUUCAGAGGCUUCAGAAACUUAUACCGAGACAUCCCGGCGAUCCGGAGAAACUGCCAAAGGAAAUAAUUCUAAAACGGGCAGCGGACUUAGCAGAGGCAUUGUAUUCGAUGCCCCGGAAUAACCAGUUAGGUCUGGGUGCGCCAAGGUCACCUCCUGCCAGUAUGCCUUUCAACUCCUAUACUGGGCAAUUAGCUGUCAGUGUUCAAGAUUCAGCUGCUUCCCAGUGGACAGACGAGGAGUACGCGCGUAGUGGUGGCGGCUCCGUGUCCCCUCGGUACUGCUCGGCCGCGUCCACACCGCACGCCUCUUACCCCCAUCCACAGCAUUACCCGGCACCGACCUCCAUCUUCAACACAACUUCACGAAUGGGAGGACUUGUAUCAUCACCGUUCAGCGUGAAUCCCUUCUCUCUACCAACGUGCAGCGCCCAACAAUAUGCGCAGACAGCUCCACUUGCAUCUAAGUAAUACUUGAAUUAACUAUUAACCUUAAAUAGCUAUAUAAUGUUUUGUUAAUACAGCUUGAAAGUAAUAUUUUAAUAAUAUUGCUUUUGUCGGGUUAAAAAUGAUAAAAAAGCUAUUUCAGGCUUUUAGUAUAUUUGUUAUUUAGUAUUUUAAUUUAUCCAAAGUUAUUUUUAACAUUAUUGUUGUAUACGUUUUAACAUUAAAUUUUAUAAAUACUCUUUAUUUAGUGCUAAUUAAGAUGUACACAAACUAAUAAUUCAAUAUAAAAUUUCCAGAAUUAUUAUUCAUUAAAUUAUCUAAAUUAAUUAUUUCUAACUUUCCCUGCCUAUUGUGCAACUCUUGCAGAGUAAAGUUAGUAGUAGUUAAAUUUAAUGACAGAUUAUAAUACACGAAUCAUAGCGCAUUGAAAUAUACUAUUUGAAUGUGAUGGUUUAAAAAGUAAACACAAGUUAAAAGCAAUAGUGCUUUUUAAGCUUUACUUGACACUCUUAGUAAACGAUUUUCACUUGUUUAAACAAAUUUCAGCUAAACAUCAAAAUUAGCACUAUUUUUCUAUAGAAAUUGGUAAUCUUAUUUGUAGUAUUGCUCAAUAUGACCGUAUAAUGUACAUAUUGUAAAUAAAUAAUCAGCUCACUAAUAAUAUUCAAUUUCAUUUUCGUUAAUUUCCCUCAAUUUCUUUUGUAAAAUCUGUGAUAAAUUUAUUGUAAGUACUUUGUAUAUUUUAUUUAAAUCACGCUAAUCUUAUAAGUGUACAUACAUGAAUAUAAAUCAUAUCUUGAAACAAAACAUAUCCUAGUGAAAUCGUUUCUAUGGGGAUUUCUUACAACGAAAAAGAAAAUAAAUUAUUCCCUUAGAAGCUACGAAAUGUAUACGAAAUAAAAUGACACCGUUUACCGAACUUCCGAAUCGAACGAAAUCAAUUUGUGGAAACGAAAUAUAGUAAUAAGACUUGUACAUUGUAAUCGUUCAAAGUGACAUUAAAAUACAUAUUAUACUAA